AUGGGCCGCGCGAUGAGAUGGCUCAAGAAGGUGCUCACCGGCAGCAAGAAGGAAGCGGACAAGGAUCGCAAGGCACACAAUGCCGCCGUGUGCGCCGGCGGCGGUCUCGGGCUGGGCCUGCCGCCGCCGGCGGAGAAGAGGCGGUGGAGCUUCGCGAAACCGAGGAACAGCGUGGCUGACGCCGGCCGGAGGCCCUCCUCCGUGACCGCCGUCGCCGCCGGGGAGCUUCUGUCGCAGGUGCGGCCGUGCAACUGCGGCCAGGAGCGCGAGGUCGAGGCCGCCGUCGUCAUCCAGAAGGCCUUCAGAGGCUACUUGGCUCGGAAGGCGCUCCGUGCUCUCAGGUCGCUCGUGAAGCUGCAAGCUCUGGUGCGUGGCUACCUCGUGAGGAAGCAGACCGCCAUGACGCUGCGCAGGCUGCAGGCGCUCAUGAGGCUCCAGGCCAAGACGGCGUCGUCUCGGAAAUCCGUUGAACAAGAGCGGAUCGUUGCGCGCGUGAAGCCACUGGCCGUGCCCGCGGUGCACCGCCGGCGGCUGUCCGACGGCGGGGACACCGGCUUGGAUCGCAGCCCGAGGAUCGUGGAGACGGACACGUGCCAGCUGCGGUGCCGGUCGUCCCGGAUCACGAGCCGGUACGCCGGCGACCAGCAUCCAGGCGCCUCGCCGCUCCUCCACUUCCACAAGCCGGCGUGGCGCCGCCUCCAGGAGCGAGAGCUGGAGCCUCCGCACCCCAAGACAACGCACAACACGCCCCGCGUCGGCGCGUUCCCGGGGUACCUCGGUUCUCCGGCGAAACCGGGGCGAAACCGGGACGCCGGGAGCAGCCCGCGGUACAUGGCGGACACGGCCUCGUCCGUGGCGCGCACCCGGUGCCAGAGCGCGCCCAGGCAGCGGCAGCAGCAGGGCGAGCACGCGGGGCAACAACAAGAGCCGGCGGCCGAGGUAAGGCCCAGCGUAGGCCGCAGUGGGUCGAGGAAGCUGGCGCGGCCGCAGCUGCAGGCGCUGGACAGCUUCAGCUUCAAGAGCUCGGAGGCCAGCCGCGUGGAGGGCUCGGAGCUGAGCGACGAGGUCACCAGAGACUACUACCUGGACUGGCUCUGGUGA
This is a messenger RNA of Miscanthus lutarioriparius, 1101 nucleotides long. The record is from the annotation of a GenBank genome assembly. Lineage: Eukaryota; Viridiplantae; Streptophyta; Magnoliopsida; Poales; Poaceae.